Messenger RNA from Cuscuta europaea, 2034 nucleotides. Lineage: Eukaryota; Viridiplantae; Streptophyta; Magnoliopsida; Solanales; Convolvulaceae. The record is from the annotation of a GenBank genome assembly.
AACCAAAUUCCAUCUUCUGUAUCUAAGGCUUCUGCUUUCCAGCAAUCCAGCUGAUACUUGACACUCACAUGGCGGUGGCGUCACCACUUCCGCUACUGGGGGCGGCGGAUAUUCUGAGAAGACCGUCACUCUACGUCGGCGAUCUCGACGCUGAGACCACCGAGAAGGACCUGGUGGAGUCAUUCUCUCGCUUCGGCGCAUUGGAUUCCGUCCGCCUCUGCACAGAUACUGUGACCAAGAGAUCUCUUUGCUACGCUUAUGUCAAUUUCCUCUCCUUUUCUGAUGCUUUAAAAGCCAUGACUUGCCUGAACCACACUUACCUUAGGGGUAAGCCUAUAAGGAUUAUGUGGUGUCAAAGAGAUCCAUUGGCAAGAAAAUCUGGAGUUGGCAAUCUUUUCGUCAAGAAUCUUGCACCUUCGGUAACAAGUGCUCAACUUGAGAGGAUAUUUAGCCACUAUGGGACAAUAAUCUCUUGCAAGGUUGUCGUGGAAGAUGGGAUAUCCAAAUGCUUUGGAUUUGUUCAGUUUGAAUCUGAGCACUCAGCCAUGUUUGCGCUCCAUCAUCUCAAUGGAGCAAUGUUUGAAGGAAAGAAAUUAUAUGUCUCAAAGUUUAUGAAGAAGAAAGAGAGGGAGGUCCCAUGUGAAGACUUAAAAUUCACAAACGUGUAUGUGAAAAACUUUGAUGAUGAUCUCACUGAAGAACUCUUGAGGGAGAAGUUUUCAAAAUAUGGGAAGGUCCAAAAUGUUAUCAUUAUUCGUGAUAAAAAUGGAAAGUCAAGAGGAUCUGGUUUUGUCAAUUUUUGUUCACAUGAAGAUGCUCAGAGGGCGGUUGAGUGCAUGAAUGGUGCAUUACUUGGAUCAAAGCAACUGAUAGUUGUAAGGGCCCAGAAAAAAGACGAGAGGAAUGACGUCUCAAGAUGCAUGUAUGACGCCAAAAUCAGCCUCUAUGACCACAAGCCGGAGGUCUCUAAUCUGUAUGUGAAGAAUCUCAGUCUAUCCCUUGAUGAAAGAAAACUAAAAGCAUUAUUCAGUGCUUAUGGAGAGGUAAAAUCUGCAAAGAUCAUGCGUCGCGAUGAUGGUGUCAGUAAGGGAUUUGGCUUUGUGAGCUUUUCCAAUCCUAGAGAUGCAAAAAGGGCUAUGGACUACCUUAACGGAACAACUUGUGAUGGGAUGUGUCUGCAUGUGGCCUUGGCUUGGUCCAAGGAAGAAAACACCAGGGGGUCGUCAUAUGCUCCACCACGAAAACCGCUACCCUUUUCUUUGCCUAACCAAGAUAUUGUCAUGCCCACACUUCAAGAGUUCCUUUACCAUAUCCCACCUUAUUCUAUGUCAACCCCAGAAUUCAACCCUUACAAGUCUACUACAUCCCUAACAUAUCAACCUAUUAGCAGACAAAUGGGUACAUUCUUUCCUGUCAGAAUGUGCACAUAUAGAGGCGGGAACAACUUCAAAUAUAUUCCAGAUAAGAACCAACCCCAACAGUCUCCUACUGAUAAGCACUCUUUCUGCUCCUACAAAGCUGCAAAGUAUGAUGCUCCUAUGGAUGGUUCAGAAAAGUUGGGGAACCAAAUGGACGGUUCAGAAAAUUUGGGGAACCAAAUGAAUCCAAAGGUCUAUGCGAAACCGGAAAUACCAAAUGCAAAUGAAGUUGAGGACUCCUUUAGUAACAUAGCACUAACAACAACAAAAUCAAUGAUGCAACUCAUGAUUGAUCUUGAGCAUGGGCACGCUGCAGAAAUAAACAAAAUGCUAUCGGAAGGGAACAGGCCCAUGAUUCAGAAGAUGAUGAGCUUGCCUGACUCUUUGGUAGCAAAUAUUGAGGAAGCAGUUAAUACAGUGAAAGCAAAGAUUUCAAUCCCCUAGAUUAAAACUUACUUUGGAUCGAAUGAUCUUUCCUUUCCUUUCAAGGACCAUUACAUAGAAUAGCGUAGAUUGUAAAUAAAUAAAUAAAUAAAUAAAUAAUGAACGUCAUGGAACAAUUAUUCUAUGCUAAUGAUUAGUUUCCACCGCAUCACAAGAUUAUAUGGAGUAUUUA